Messenger RNA from Rotaria sp. Silwood1, 210 nucleotides. NCBI's taxonomy places the organism in Eukaryota, Metazoa, Rotifera, Eurotatoria, Philodinida, Philodinidae. The record is from the annotation of a GenBank genome assembly.
AUGAAUUUAACUAUUCAUUUGCUUAAAACAAAUAUUGAUGAAGAAUCAAAUUGUGUUCAAAUUCGUUGGCGCAUAUCAUGUCUAACAAAUAAAUCUCUUGGUGGUAUUCUUAAAGUCUUCUUUUAUCAAAAAUAUAUUGAUGGUCUUUCAACAUUUUAUGUACGUGGCGAUGGUCGGAUAUAUAAACAUCGUGUUGAUCGAGUACAUUAA